AUGCUGCGCCUGGGGCUGUGCGCGGCCGCGCUGCUGUGCGUGUGCCGGCCGGGCGCCGUGCGCGCCGACUGCUGGCUCAUCGAGGGCGACAAGGGCUACGUGUGGCUGGCCAUCUGCAGCCAGAACCAGCCGCCCUACGAGACCAUCCCGCAGCACAUCAACAGCACCGUGCACGACCUGCGGCUCAACGAGAACAAGCUCAAGGCCGUGCUCUACUCUUCGCUCAACCGCUUCGGGAACCUCACCGACCUCAACCUCACCAAGAACGAGAUCUCCUACAUCGAGGACGGAGCCUUCCUGGGCCAGUCGAGCCUGCAGGUGCUGCAGCUGGGCUACAACAAGCUUAGCAACCUGACCGAGGGCAUGCUGCGCGGCAUGGGCCGCCUGCAGUUCCUCUUCGUGCAGCACAACCUCAUCGAGGUGGUGACGCCCGCCGCCUUCUCCGAGUGCCCGAGCCUCAUCAGCAUCGACCUGUCCUCCAACCGCCUCAGCCGCCUCGACGGCGCCACCUUCGCCAGCCUGGCCAGCCUCAUGGUGUGCGAGCUGGCCGGCAACCCCUUCAACUGCGAGUGCGACCUCUUCGGCUUCCUGGCCUGGCUCGUGGUCUUCAACAACGUCACCAAGAACUACGACCGCCUGCAGUGCGAGUCUCCGCGCGAGUUCGCCGGCUACCCGCUGCUGGUGCCCCGGCCCUACCACAGCCUCAACGCCAUCACCGUGCUGCAGGCCAAGUGCCGCAACGGCUCGCUGCCCGCCCGGCCCGCCAGCCACCCAACGCCCUACUCCACCGACGCCCAGAGGGAGCCCGACGAGAACUCGGGCUUCAGCCCCGACGAGAUCCUUUCGGUGGAGCCACCGGCCUCGUCCACCACGGACGCCUCGGCGGGGCCGGCCAUCAAGCUGCACCACGUCACCUUCACCUCGGCCACCCUGGUGGUCAUCAUCCCGCACCCCUACAGCAAGAUGUACGUCCUGGUCCAGUACAACAACAGCUACUUCUCCGACGUCAUGACGCUCAAGAACAAGAAGGAGAUUGUGACGCUGGACAAGCUGCGGGCGCACACCGAGUACACCUUCUGUGUGACCUCGCUGCGCAACAGCCGCCGCUUCAACCACACCUGCCUGACCUUCACCACCAGGGACCCAGUCCCGGGUGACCUGGCGCCCAGCACCUCCACCACCACCCAUUACAUCAUGACCAUCCUGGGCUGCCUCUUCGGCAUGGUCAUCGUGCUGGGAGCCGUUUACUACUGCCUGCGCAAGCGGCGCAUGCAGGAGGAGAAGCAGAAGUCGGUCAAGGUCAAGAAAACCAUCCUGGAGAUGCGCUACGGGGCCGACGUGGAUGCCGGCUCCGUCGUCCACGCCACCCAGAAGCUGUGCGAGCCCCCUGUGCUGCCCGUGUCCCGAAUGUCCUCCAUCCCCUCCAUGAUCGGGGAGAAGCCCACCACCUCCAAGGGGCUGGAGGCUGGGCUGGACACGCCCAAGGUGGCCACCAAGGGCAACUACAUCGAGGUGCGCACGGGCACGGGCAGCGAUGGCCUGGCCCGGCCCGAGGAUGACCUCCCGGAACUGGAGAAUGGCCAGGGCUCGGCCGCUGAGAUCUCCACCAUCGCCAAGGAGGUGGACAAGGUCAACCAGAUCAUUAACAAUUGCAUCGAUGCCCUCAAGUUGGACUCGGCCUCUUUCCUGGGGAGUGGCAGCGGUGGCGGGGACCCUGAGAUGGCCUUCGAAUGCCAGUCCCUCCCUGCGGCCUCCACCACCUCCUCGACUGCCACCCCUGGGGGGCUGGAGCGGCCCAGCUUCCUCUCACCUCCAUACAAGGAGAGUUCCCAUCACCCACUGCAGCGCCAGCUGAGCGCUGAUGCCGCCGUGGCCCGCAAGACCUGCAGCGUCUCCUCCAGCGGCUCCAUCAAGAGCGCCAAGGUCUUCAGCCUGGACGUGCCGGAUCAUCCGGCCGCUGCGGGGCUGGCCAAGGGCGACUCCAAGUACAUCGAGAAGGGCAGCCCCCUAAACAGCCCGCUGGACCGGCUCCCGCUGGUCCCGGCGGGCAGCGGCGGGAGCGGCGGCGGCGGAGGCGUCCACCACCUGGAGGUGAAACCCGCAUACCACUGCAGCGAGCACCGGCACAGCUUCCCGGCCCUGUACUACGAGGAGGGCGCCGACAGCCUGAGCCAGCGUGUGUCCUUCCUCAAGCCGCUGACCCGCACCAAGCGGGACUCCACCUACUCGCAGCUCUCCCCCAGACACUACUACUCAGGUUACUCCUCCAGCCCUGAGUACUCCUCCGAGAGCACGCACAAGAUCUGGGAGCGCUUCCGGCCCUACAAGAAGCACCACCGGGAGGAGGUGUACAUGGCCGCCGGCCACGCCCUGCGCAAGAAGGUCCAGUUCGCCAAGGACGAGGACCUGCACGACAUCCUCGAUUACUGGAAGGGGGUCUCGGCCCAGCAGAAGCUGUGA
Messenger RNA from Mesoplodon densirostris (Blainville's beaked whale), 2460 nucleotides. RefSeq names its product extracellular leucine rich repeat and fibronectin type III domain containing 2 (gene ELFN2). The transcript has a single exon. Lineage: Eukaryota; Metazoa; Chordata; Mammalia; Artiodactyla; Ziphiidae. Gene Ontology annotation, cellular component: plasma membrane. The record is from RefSeq and is a predicted model, not a curated record. Gene Ontology annotation, molecular function: protein binding. The coding region runs from base 1 to 2460 and encodes 819 amino acids.